Messenger RNA from Helianthus annuus (common sunflower), 876 nucleotides. RefSeq lists its product as uncharacterized. The coding region runs from base 1 to 876 and encodes 291 amino acids. The record is from RefSeq and is a predicted model, not a curated record. Lineage: Eukaryota; Viridiplantae; Streptophyta; Magnoliopsida; Asterales; Asteraceae. The transcript is spliced from 8 exons.
AUGUCAUCGGAGAAUAAAUCCGUCGGUGAAUCACAGUGUUUGUCACUCAGUUUCAUAGACGAUUUGAAUCCAUCCAAAGAUAUGUGGACUAUCAAGUGUCGAAUCAUCCGCAAAUGGAUUCAGCCCUUUCGGAUGGAUCUCGUGUUGAUCGAUGAGAAGUGUUUAUACAGAGAUGAUUCUCUAAUCCCCAUGAUUUUGGGUUUGUUUUUUAUUUCUAAGCUUCUUGGUUGUGGUCGUAAAAUUCAAGCAGAUUUGGUGUUGGAGAAAACAGUGAUACCUACAAAGUUGUUAAUCAUGGUUACAAGAUUAACUUUUACCGUUGUACGGUUGUUACACGUGCCAGUGGUUGGGAAGGGGUUGAUUAUGGAUUUAACUUCUUGGCACAUUCGGGAAAUUCUUAAAGGAGAGGGAAAGAAUCUGGUCACUGUUGAUGUUGCUGGAAUUGUUGUGUCGUGUGGAGAUAUGGAAGUCUUUCCGAAUGAAAGAAAAAGGAUGAACUUUGAUCUUCAAGAUGUGCAGGGAGAAGUAGUUCGUUGUACUUUGUGGAAUGGAUAUGCACAACAAUUUAAUGAUUUCUUGACGCAAAACAAUCCGAUUGAGAAUGUCAUGGCUGUCAUUCAGCAUGCGAAGAUUAAGCUGUGGCAGGGACAAUAUACCGUUCAGAAUGAUAAGUUUGGAACUCGACUGUUUCUCAACGAAGAAAUUCAUGAGGUUAAUGAACUUCGUAGGAGGCUUUUAGUGAAACACUUUGAAGCUGGUGCUUCUUCUUCUCAAACCAUUCUUUCAUCUCAGAGUGUAUUUCCAGUCCGUCAAAAAUUUCUAAUUGAUACUCCUAAGAAACAUGUUGAUGAAAUAAUUGAGAUUGAAAGCGUAUGA